AUGGCGAAGGAAAGAUCGGGGCAGUGUGGCGAUGCAGUGCUUUGCACCUCUCUGCUGCUAGAGAUCAAUGUUUUGACUGUCGUGGUCGUGGUUCCCGUCCCGGCUCGGCUCCCGGCGGCGAACAGCGCAUUCAACAUGCUGCCCCUGCCUGCAACAUGCGUGAGAGUUGCCCUUGGUGCAUGUACUGCGUCAGCUGUGGAGAUGUGCAAUCUUUGCCCUCGUAUUAACAUGUAUCAGCUGGCAAAGCAAGCUGAAACUCAAGCAGUUGUCAUGCCGCUCUCCUCCCCCUCACGCCGGCGAAGGCUCGACCUGUGCUGCUUGAGGGCAUGCCCUAUGCAGACAAAAGAUUAUGUGCACCGUGCUCGGGUCGACAGAACCAAUAGCUCUUUUGUCCCAGGGUCCUCUUCUCAUUGCUGGCAAACAUUGGCAAGCGACAGCCCCCUCGCAGGCCUUCAGACUCGUGGCACGGGAGGCGCGAGAGGGGCGAGAGGCCGAGAGUUGGCCGAGAGUUUGCCACAGCAAAGGGCUUAA
Symbiodinium natans is the source of this 531-nucleotide messenger RNA. NCBI's taxonomy places the organism in Eukaryota, Dinophyceae, Suessiales, Symbiodiniaceae. The record is from the annotation of a GenBank genome assembly.